This is a messenger RNA of Phaeoacremonium minimum UCRPA7, 1425 nucleotides long. Its product is annotated as putative abc1 domain containing protein. The transcript has a single exon. The record is from RefSeq and is a predicted model, not a curated record. Lineage: Eukaryota; Fungi; Ascomycota; Sordariomycetes; Togniniales; Togniniaceae. The coding region runs from base 1 to 1425 and encodes 474 amino acids.
AUGGAUCCGACAAAGCGCAAGGCUGGCCCAGAGCUGGUAUCUAACCCAUUCAUCAAAAAGCGCAAUCUCGAGUGGAGGAUCUCGCCACCACCUCUACGCAAUCCUCAUCGUCAGCUGAAGGUCGGUGCAGGGAGCAUUGAUGAGAAGCCUGAUGAAGGAAAAGAUGCCGGCAUUGGGCCGCCGCUUCCGGCUGAUGUCAACAGCAAUAGCGCAGCCAUCGAGGCCGGCGAUGUGAAGAUCACAGACCACGCCGCGCACUUCAGCCAGCUCCUCUCGGAGUGCAUCUUCUCCCCGUACCCGGAGGACACGCCUCGCCUCUCUGUCGCCGGCUACCGCGCCCUCUACGAGCGCAACUUCGGCAGCCCACACGGAGCACACUUCGUCAUCCACCAGCAUGACCACCCGGUGGCAGGGACGCAUUACGACAUACGGUUACAGAUCAACCCGACCUCAUCUGCGUCGUGGGCCUGUAUGUACGGCGUUCCCGGGGACGCCAACUCUACACGGCCACUACGCAACGCCACCGAGACCCGCGUGCACUGUCUGUGGAACCACCUCAUCGAAACAGCGAGUACCGCGACGGGGAGCCUGCUCAUCUGGGACACGGGCACGUACGUGGUGCUGGAGCGCCGAAGCAAGCACGCCCCGGCGGUGGAUCCGGAGUCGCAGGAGACGGACGGUGGCGGUGGUACUGGCUGGGGGAAGCUCACUGAGCAGGAGAAGCUUGCACGUGCGUUCGCGGACCGCAAGAUUCGUCUUCGACUGGAUGGUGCGCGCCUGCCGCGGCCGUAUGUGCUCAACUUGCGCUUGACGAAAGAUGAGGACGCCGCUGGUAGGUCGAAGGCGCAGAGGUCUGCUCAAGGAACGCCGCGCCGGCGACGGCCGAGGGCACCCCUAUCAGAGACCUCGAAGACGAUGGUUGUAACCAGUAGUAGCAGUGGCAGCUCGGACGAGGAAGGGGCCAUUGAUAUGGAGGGAGAGGAGAAAUAUAAGGAUGGCUCAGGCGCACCGGCAGGGAAUGACGAGGCCGAACUAUCGGCAAUGGAGCGGGAGCUGCGUGAGCUCGAGGACGCGGAGGUCCGGCGGACCAAUGCAUAUCCUGGGGCAAGCAAUACGAUUGGCAGCGUACAUCAACGCAAGUGGUUCCUGUCAAUGGACCGCGAGGCCAGCGGAUUCGUGAAGACGCGAAAAGGGAACCGUGUAGUAUGGGAGAAGAAGAUAGGAGAGUAUACUCUCAAGCCAAGAGACAACAUAGUCGAUGGCAAUGGCAGCGAGAGCUCGGGACGGAUUUCCUACCCUUUCUACGUGCGUGGACCCGAGUUUGAGAGGAGCGUGAUCACGGGACGGCUAGGGAACGACAUCCUUAGCGACGAAGGUGUCACUCGGUUUGUAAACAGAAAGGGCUGGAGACCCGUGGUGAACUGA